Scophthalmus maximus (turbot) is the source of this 2722-nucleotide messenger RNA. RefSeq names its product paired box 8 (gene pax8). The transcript is spliced from 12 exons. Gene Ontology annotation, biological process: regulation of transcription by RNA polymerase II; anatomical structure development. NCBI's taxonomy places the organism in Eukaryota, Metazoa, Chordata, Actinopteri, Pleuronectiformes, Scophthalmidae. The record is from RefSeq and is a predicted model, not a curated record. Gene Ontology annotation, molecular function: DNA-binding transcription factor activity, RNA polymerase II-specific; RNA polymerase II cis-regulatory region sequence-specific DNA binding. Bases 344 to 1732 code for a protein of 462 amino acids.
GCGUCGGCUGCGCACGCCACAACACAACACAACUGCCCCCGGACGCACGCCGUGUCGCACCGCCGCCAGAGUCAGGCCAAUUUCGGAUAAUAUCACAACACCUUCUCGAGGGGACGCUGUCAUUUUGAGGCUCCGUCGUGGAAUAUAUAGGUGCUCAGAGGCCUCACGUGUGACAAACAUACCGUCAGAAACAUACCGUCUCACGAGCCCCGUGUGUUGUCCUGCAGUGUGUGACCGGCGGUGCACACUCAUGCCAGACGAGGCAGGGCGAGGAGUACAAACACCUUGACUGGCACAGCGUGGAGGAGAGAGCGUCAGAGUUGAGGGCCAAGCACUCAGGGACAUGUCCAACGGCACUGGAAGAGGUCAUGGGGGUCUUAACCAACUAGGCGGAAUGUUUGUUAAUGGCCGUCCACUUCCGGAGGUGAUCCGGCAACGCAUUGUGGACAUGGCCCACCAGGGGGUCAGGCCCUGUGACAUCUCCCGCCAGCUCCGCGUCAGCCACGGCUGCGUCAGCAAGAUCCUGGGACGCUACUACGAGACAGGCAGCAUCAAGCCCGGUGUGAUCGGCGGCUCCAAGCCCAAGGUGGCCACGCCAAAGGUUGUGGACAAGAUAGCAGAGUACAAGAGGCAGAACCCCACCAUGUUCGCCUGGGAAAUCAGGGACCGGCUGCUGACAGAGGGAGUGUGUGACAGCGACACGGUGCCCAGCGUGAGCUCCAUUAACAGAAUAAUCCGUACAAAGGUCCAACAGCCGUUCAAUCUGCCUCUAGAUGGGAAAGGCCUGAGUCCAGGACACACCUUGAUCCCCAGUUCUGCGGUCACCCCUCCCGAAUCUCCUCAGUCGGACUCCUUGGGCUCCACCUACUCCAUCAGCGGCCUGCUGGGUAUCCCUCAUCCCAGCGCCGAGGGCAAGAGGAGCCACGACGACAGUGACCAGGACAGCUGUCGGCACAGCGUGGACUCUCAGGGCAGCGGGGGCGUCCCGAGGAAACACAUGAGAUUGGAUCAUCAUUUCUCAGCCGCCUCGCAACAUCUGGACUGCGGGUUCGAUCGUCACCACUACCCACCGGACUCAUUCGGCUCAGCCUCCAGCAGCAAGACAGAGCAGACUUUGUACCCACUGUCCCUGCUCAACGGCAGCCUCGACGAGGCCAAGACCAGCCUCUCAGCAUCCAGCUCCACCAUUGGACGGAAUCUGACAGCACAUCAGAGCUACACCAUGGUGACAGAGCCCCUACAGUCCCUGCCGCUCUGUCUAAAACAGGAAAUGUCCCCCGAAGUGACCAGCACCAGCCCGUCCCCACACAUGGCGGCCUCCAACCUGGCAUUCAUGGAGCUGCAGGCGCUGCAGAAGCCCGUCUCUGUCAGCAGCAGCUGUAGCUCCAACCAUUUCCCCAAUGCGUUCAACUCAUUCUCCCAUCAUGCACCAGUGUACGGGCAGUUCGGCAGUCAGUCUGUCAUCUCAGGACGUGACAUGGUGAGCUCCACCUUGCCAGGUUACCCACCUCACAUCCCCUCCCCUGCACAGUCAGGAUACUCCUCCUCUGCCAUCACAGGCAUGGUAGCAGCAGGUGCAGACUACACUGGUCAAUCCUACACCCACUCGCCCUACACCUCCUACAGCGAAGCCUGGAGGUUCACCAACUCCAGCAUCCUGGGUUCUCCCUAUUACUACAGCUCGGCCUCCCGCACAGCUCCACCGUCUGCAGCCGCCUACGACCACCUCUAGUCCCCCGCCGCGUGGACACACUCGCUUGCCGAUGGACCAGGCUCGACCUACUGGAGAACUUGACUCUGUCGCGGACCAAGGCAUGAAAAUUGAAAAACUGGAUGUGACUCUGCUGACAAGCCAGCCAACACACGUUUCUUUUCUUACAUCCUCUCAUGGUGUACACCACACCUGUACUUCCGCCUUAUUUAUUUGUCAGCACUGACACCAUUUCCCAGGGUUAACUCUCUGACUCAUGCAUGUUUACACAUUGCUAACACUGAACUCCUCGCAGGGCCUGUUUUUUCCAGAGACUCAGCCUGACGUCUCACAUCAAGGAUCUUAUUUUCACGAUAUAUAGAGCUCUUUAAUGCUGUUACGGCCAAAGACUUUCUUUUUUCGCACAUCUGCAACUUGACUCCACUGAUUCAGUGAGAAGGGAUAUGCAACUUCUUUAAAAAUGAACUAUGCCCACUUUUGUUUACAAUUAAUGUUUUGGGUUUAAUUUUCAAAUUGUGAACCCUGUCCCGUUAUCACGGAUGAAUUCCUUUUUUCUUGAUCUGUGUCUGCUUGCAAAAUUAAUUUUUUGUGAUUUGUUCCCACUGUAAAUUCAGACAGCUUUUCCCAUGUAGACUAAAGGGUGACACAUUAAAUCACACUUACAGCAAAAUGCCAACGUAUGCCCCCCAACGUCAAUUGAUGUAUCUGUUUAGCAAUAUGUACAUAUUGUAAAUGAUGAAUUACUUAUGGGGAAGUGAUGCAAUUUGUCUCAGAGAAUGACUGAUGAGGGAGGGGGAGGGGGCUAAUUUUCGGCUACUAAAACCAACAGGGCUUGAAAUGGGCCUGCAUUUGUUUUUUUGCUUCAAAUAAAUUCUGUUUGUUGUCAUGCCGAUGUUCUGAUGUUUGGUAAGAACUGUGACUAUUUUUUCUUAUACUGUUAUUAUUAAUAUUAUUGCAAAUGUAAAUAAUGAAUUUCUAAAGAAUUAUUUUAAUUAAAGCAUGGCAAAUUUA